Messenger RNA from Puntigrus tetrazona (Sumatra barb), 2463 nucleotides. RefSeq names its product zinc finger protein 276 (gene znf276). The coding region runs from base 242 to 1702 and encodes 486 amino acids. The transcript is spliced from 11 exons. Gene Ontology annotation, molecular function: chromatin insulator sequence binding; zinc ion binding. Gene Ontology annotation, biological process: regulation of transcription by RNA polymerase II. Gene Ontology annotation, cellular component: kinetochore; nucleus; chromosome. The record is from RefSeq and is a predicted model, not a curated record. Lineage: Eukaryota; Metazoa; Chordata; Actinopteri; Cypriniformes; Cyprinidae.
UGUGUGGCUGUUCUGGUCACGUCAUAUCCGUCGCUCCUGUUGACACCAGAGCGCUUCCGGCCGAGUAACGCGCCGUCGUGUUUUCUUGAAAUACUAGAUCGUAUCGUGUUUACGUGCUUAUAAGCCGUAUUACUCGAAGCAGCCUUUGAACAAGCUCCGCGUGCAGUGGGCCGCAGAUGAGAUGAUUGGCGCGUGUGAAUCAUAAUCAGAUCAAACAUCGAUGAAGUAUUGAUCAGUGACGAUGAUGAAGAGAGGGACGCGACAUUCGCGGAGAGGAAGAGCGAGCAAACGAGCCAAGAGCGACGAGCACACGGCGGACACGCGUGACGAGCCCGGCCGGAUGAGCACGGGCUUCUGCCGGCUCUGUCACGGGAAGUUCUCCACGCGGCGUCUGCGGCAGGCGUUUGCGCAGCUGCAGGGCGAGUCCUGCGCCGUCUACCCGCUCUUCUGCGCGGACUUCCAGCAGCUGCUCGGGGUGCCCAUGAACAGAGACCCCCGUCUGUCCCAGUUCAUCUGCAACAGCUGCCACGCUCAGUUCUACCGCUGCCACAGCAUCCUGCUGGACUUCAGGAACCGGGUCAACCUGACGCCCGCCGCCAGAGCCCGGAACAGCAGCGAGUGCUCUCCGUCGCAGGAAGACAUCACUCUUUUCCGGUCUCACAUCACCUCAGACAGACGCUGUCUGCUCGGCCUGGUGUCGUGGGCUCACGGUCACGCCGGGGCCUGCCGCUCCUGCCCCGACCUGCGGGAGGUGCUGGAGAGCCGGUGCCGGGGGGCUCUGCAGGUGCUCUGGGGCUGCGAGGACGGUCACACCUACGUGAUGGACACCAGACCCGACGCCGACGAACCCCAGCGUGAAGACGCCGAGAGGUCCGGGGAAGCUCCUGCAGACGACCUGCAGGCCUGUGACGACCCCGCCACUACAGUAGCACCUCUGCUGAUGGAUGCAGAUGAUGCGGACAGUGAUCUCUCAGACAGGAACCUGUUGAGUGAUGAGGAGUGUGAGGACAGGAGGAAGAGUGGCUCAUCUGAGGACAGCUUAGAUCUGAACACUGACAAGCGUUCCUCAAAGAGCAAAGAAGCCAAGACGCUGGUACCCAAAGCCAGAAGGAAACCUGGACCCAAGCCUGGCUGGAAGAACAACAUCAAGGCAGAGCGAGAGGAGCUUCCCACCAUCUACAAGUGUCCUCAUCAGGGCUGUACGGCCGUCUACAGGGGAGCCGACGGCAUGAAGAAACACAUCAAGGAGCAUCACGAGGAGGUGCGGGAGAGGCCCUGUCCUCAUCCAGGCUGCAACAAGGUCUUCAUGAUCGACAGAUACCUGCAGAGACACGUCAAACUCAUCCACACAGAGGUCAGGAACUACAUCUGUGACCAGUGCGGGCAGACGUUCAAGCAGAGGAAGCAUCUGUCGGUGCACCAGAUGCGUCACUCCGGAGCCAAGCCGCUGCAGUGCGAGGUGUGUGGCUUCCAGUGCCGCCAGCGGGCCUCGCUCAAGUACCACAUGACCAAGCACAAGGCCGAGGCGGACCUGGAGUUCGCCUGCGUGAUCUGCAGCAAGCGCUUCGAGAAGGCGCACAACCUGAACGUGCACAUGUCCAUGGUGCACCCGCUCCUGCAGGGCGGCGCCGUUCCAGCCGCCCCCGACCCGUCCGCGGCCCACAUCAGCCGUGCGCUGGACGCCAACCAGGAGCAGCUCUGAACGUCCGACAUGCACUGCCCUUCAAAAGUGUGGGAUUGCGAAGAUUUUUAACGUUUUCUAAAGAGGUUUCUGCUGCUCGUCGAGGCUGUGUCCGUUCGAUCAAAAACACCGAAAAAAAAAAUCCAUUUUCAGUUUUAAUGUGCUGUAAAAUAUUUGAGUUUUCAGCAUCAUUUCUCCAGUCUCAUCUCACGUGAUCCUUCAGAAAUCAUAAAUGGUUAUAUUAUAGAAGAAUCAUGUGACGCUGAAUACUGGAGUAACGAUGCUGAAAAUACAGUUCUGUGAAUUCUAUUUGAAAGUAUGUUAUAAUAUGCCUUUUUUUUUUUUUUAGUGUUUUUGAUCAAGGAUGGCAGUGAAUGUAUAUAUUUAAAAGUUUUAAGAUUAGAAACAUGUUCUCGCGUGAUGCAUUAAGGAUGUAAGAGUAGUGAAAGUGCAGCGAUUGGUCUGUAACGAAGCAGUGGACGGACUCGGGGGGGGUGUUUUCAGGAAAGCAGUCAGGGUUUAUUUCCGAGCUCGGUCCUCCGGACGAACGCUUCUGAUCACGUGACCUCUGACGAUGUCUCACGUGAAGCUGCCGAGUGCUGCACAGAUCUCUGGGUCCAGCUGCUCGUAAUCAAACUGCAGCUGCAGGAGACACACACACACACACACACACACACACACACACUGACUGACCGGCAGCUAAUAACAGCACUGAUCAAUCGCGUAACCCUCAGAGACACAGCAGACGUUUUGAUGCGUCUAUAAUAAACAAGUACAUCUGA